GCUAACUUAAGAGUCAAAUCUGUCGCUAACCUUUAGUUAUGCUGAACCAGAGCAGGUUGUCAUUUUUCAGCUUGAGCUUGGAUGAGAGGAAUACUCAGUAGUACCACCAGAGCUUAGAAGGCAGCGCCAAAUAUAUACUGUAAUCUAGGGGCAGACGCCAGCUGAAACUUUUAUAAAACUAGAAGAAAGAAGAAACAAAGAACCAAGUCCAGAAAAGCAAGGACGUGGACAAGACCAAAGUAUGGAGUCAGUGCCUGAGAUGAAAAGGAAUAGGUUCCACAGAAUGAACUUUGAAGCAGAGAUUCUGACAGCUCCAUGCAACAAUUCAGAGCUAUACAUGAUCCCUACCAUGAGAAGCCUCACAGCAGAAGAAUAUGUACAGGCCUUUAAGUCAUUCUUGGAUCACUCGACUGAACAUCAAUGUAUGGAACAGUUCAUUAAUAAAGAAAUGCCCCAAAUACUAGCCAGUCUUGGAAAUGGAAAAUCCACUAUAAAUGUUCUGGGAGUUGGAAGUGGCACAGGUGAACAGGACUUGAAAAUGAUCAGGAUAAUGCAGGCACAGCACCCAGGAGUCUUGAUUAAUAACGAAGUCAUAGAACCCAAUCCACAGCAUGCUGCAUCAUACAAAGCAUUAAUUAAUAAAUCUCCUGAUCUUCAGAAUGUCUCAUUUAUUUGGCACCAGAUAACUUCCACUGAGUAUGAACAGCAAGUGAAAGAAAAAAAUGCACCAAAGAAAUUUGACUUCAUACAUAUGAUUCAGAUGCUUUACCGUGUGGAUGAUAUUACAAAUACCAUCAAGUUUUUCCACAGCUGCCUGGACCAAAGUGGCAAACUUCUGAUCAUAAUUUUAUCAGGUAGCAGCGGAUGGGCCAGCAUAUGGAAGAAAUACAGGCACUGCUUGCCCUUAACUGACAGUGGCCACUACAUCACAUCUGAUGACGUCAAAGAUAUUUUGGAGGGAAUGGGAGUUGAAUACCAAGUGUACGAUUUCCCAUCUGGCUGGGAUAUCACCAAAUGUUUUAUUGAAGGUGAUACGACUGGGGGUCACAUGAUGGAUUUCUUGACAGGGACUAAAAACUUCAUGGGCACUGCACCUCUUGAUCUUAAGAAGCGCCUCCAAGAGGCUCUGUGCCAGCCAGAAUGUAGCCAUAAAAAAGAUGGAAGCAUCAUUUUCAGUAAUGAUUUGAGUAUGAUUGUAGUCAAAUCCUAACACCCAGGAGUAGAUGCUGACAUUAUUUUCAUCAGACAAGCUGCAUAGUGGUAAGUGCCAGGCUCCCCAAGAGAAGAAUCUUAAAAAUCUUCUGUGUGAUGCACACCAAGUAUGAAAUCUUGCCCCAACUGAAGUCAGCAGGGGCUUUACCAUUGACUUCAAUGGGCCAGGAUUUCACCCAAAACAUUUAGUCUAGUCUGGGCUUUGCAUAACAUAUUUUAGGAAUGGAACCCUACUUUUCUGCACAGGAUUCCUCCACAAACAAGUAUUAUAGCAGAUGUUAUAUAUGAACAACACUAGAAACUUGAAAAAAGGAGAAAAAAUGUACCAAAAUUCUGCACGUAGAGUUUUUAUUAUGCUUGUAUCAUGUGUACAAUGUAGUAUGCUACAUGUUUUCUGUGUACAGUACCUUUACAUUUCUAAGAAUUCAGUAACCAUGUUGUUUUCAGAAUAGCUAUAACCCGUACCUGAAGAAAUAUGUAUUCUGUGUUCUUUGAUACAAAAGUCUAUGUUUUGUUCUUUAUAUAGACAUAAUAUGAAUUCUGGUUAUAGAGAUGGGACUGCAAACUAACAAUGAGCUUAAAAAAAUUCCAGAAAAAAGUAAAAAGUUUCUCUGUUUUAACAAGAAAAGUAAAAAAGUAAAAUGGUUACUUC
Gavialis gangeticus (Gharial) is the source of this 1864-nucleotide messenger RNA. Its product is annotated as carnosine N-methyltransferase 2-like. Gene Ontology annotation, molecular function: N-methyltransferase activity. NCBI's taxonomy places the organism in Eukaryota, Metazoa, Chordata, Crocodylia, Gavialidae. The record is from RefSeq and is a predicted model, not a curated record. The coding region runs from base 242 to 1210 and encodes 322 amino acids. The transcript has 8 exons.